AUAAAUGUCGUCGACUCGAAGCACCUUAUUAUGUGUUUUUCUAGUCCUCAUACUGAAAUACUCAGAAUCAGCGACGCCUCAAGCUUACAGAAGAGAUCCAGGACAUCCUCAAUGGCACCACAGUGCUUUUCAAGACGUCAGAGACAGUGUCCGAUCUGAUGUUCAUCGUAUGCUCCAUUCACGGGCCGAGGUUCCCUUCCAAGUCCCACUUGAAGUAAAUGUUAUCCUCAUCGGUUUCAGUGGAGAUGGGGGCUAUAGAUACACACUAGAUUCCCAAAAAUUGCAAGAGUUUCUUCAAGUUGGCUUUCCUUCUCACAGGCCCUCGUGUUUGGAGACAGGCGAGCCCCUUGAUAUUGACCAUCACAUGGUGUUUAAUGCAAUUCCAGCUGCUCAGCCAGAAGUGAUAGCAUUAGAAAAGGCUCUGAAAGCAGCCAUGGUUCCUGCUGGUACCGCCAGAGAGGCUGAUUUUGGAAGACUAGUGCCAGCAUUUGAGGUCAAUGCAGCAGAUGUCGAGCCCGAAUUUCAGAAGCUAUACUCCUACCUGUUUUACUUUGAGAAUAUAGGAUAUUCUGCCGAAGAGAUUGACAGACCCAUGCCAACUGCAAUAUUUAUUGUGAAUUUUGAUAAAGUUAGAAUGGAUCCUAGGAAUAAGAAUAUUGAUCUUGAUAGUUUAAUGUAUGAAAGGCUUGGUCAGUUAACUGAAGAAGAUAUCAAGAAACAAGAGGGAGGUUACAUUUAUCGAUAUCGUUACAAUGGAGGAGGAGCAUCUCAAGUUUGGCUUGGUUCUGGGAGGUUUGUCGUAGUUGAUAUCUCAGCAGGCCCAUGCACAUACGGGAAACUUGAAACUGAAGAAGGGAGUGUUAGUUCAAGGACCAUACCCCGCUUGCAGAAUGUGAUGUUGCGUCAAGGCUCUACAGCUGCUAAUCAAUUUACCACACAUGACAACUUUGUGGGUCAGCUUGCUGCUUUGAUUAGGAUCACAGUUGAGCAUCUUGUUGCUCCGGAUGUCAGGUUUGAAACUGUAGAUCUAGCAAUGAGGUUGCUUAUACCAAUAAUUGUCCUACAAAAUCACAAUCGCUAUAAUAUCAUGGAAAAGGGUCAUACCUACAGUAUCAAUGUUGAUGCAAUUGAGGCUGAGGUUAAGAACAUGAUACACAAGGGAGAAGAAGUAGUGAUUGUCGGGGGUUCACAUUUAUUACAUCUCCAUGAGAAGUUGGCAAUUGCUGUUUCAAAAGCUGUGCGUGGUCAUUCCCUGCAGGAAACAAAAAAGGAUGGACGUUUCCAUGUGCAUACAAAGAUGUAUCUGGAUGGUGCCAUCCUUAAAGAGGAAAUGGAACGAUCUGCUGAUGUACUAGCUGCUGGGUUACUUGAGGUCUCUGACCCAUCCCUUUCUGAUAAAUUUUUUCUCCGCCAGCAAUGGAUGGAUGAGACAGAUGGUCCGAUUGAUUCCAUUUUGAAGCACAAACCUAUUCAGGCUCAUAACCCUAAAACUAGGGGGAAGAAAAAUAAAGGAGUGCCAAAGAAACAAGGGGACUUGCACCGGACUUAUGGAACUAGAGUGGUCCCUGUCUUUGUUUUAUCAUUAGCUGAUGUGGAUCCGCAACUUAUGAUGGAAGAUGAAAGCCUUUUGUGGACAAGUAACGAUGUUGUUAUUGUACUUCAGCAUCGAACUGAAAAAAUACCUUUAAGUUAUGUCUCCGAAACAGAGAGAAUGCAUGUUAUUCCAUCCCAAGUGCAGCGUCAUAUAGUGGCUGGACUAGCUUCUGCUGUGGGUGGAUUGAGUGCACCAUAUGAGAGGGUUUCUCAUAUUCAUGAAAGGCCUGUUGUGAAUUGGCUCGUCGCAGCAGGUUGCCAUCCAUUUGGACCGUUCUCUAAUGUUUCCAAGCUUAGUCAACUGCUUCAGGAUGUUACAUUGAGGAAUACAAUAUAUGCACGUGUGGAUUCUGCUCUUCGUAGGAUUCGAGAAAUGUCGGAGUCUGUCGAAGCUUUUGCUGGGGAGUAUCUGAGAACCCCUCUGGGUGAACCAGUGAAGGGUAAAAAGAACAAGACAACCACUGAACUUUGGCUGGAGAAAUUCUACAAAAAGGAAACAAAUUUGCCUGAACCGUUUCCUCAUGAACUAGUCGAGCGACUUGAGACAUACUUGGAUAGCCUUGAGGAACAGCUUGUAGAUUUGUCUUCACUCUUGUACGACCAUCGUCUACAAGAUGCAUACAUGAACAGUACUGAUAUUCUUGAAAGCUCCAUAUUCACACAGCAGUAUGUCGACCAUGUUCUGGAGAGUGAAAGGAAACGAAUGAAAUGUUGCAAUAUCGAGUAUAACCAACCAACACACUCUUCUCAAAGCCUCAUUUAUGCCGUGAUCCUCCUUGCAGGUUUCUUUGUGUAUUUUGUUGUCAUUUUCUUUUCAUCUCCUGUCAGGUGAUUACAGUAGCAAGUAACACCCCAACUCAUAUUUCAUCCAUGGCUCAACUGCAUCCAAAAG
This is a messenger RNA of Cynara cardunculus var. scolymus (artichoke), 2485 nucleotides long. RefSeq lists its product as uncharacterized. The transcript is spliced from 16 exons. The record is from RefSeq and is a predicted model, not a curated record. The coding region runs from base 5 to 2425 and encodes 806 amino acids. Lineage: Eukaryota; Viridiplantae; Streptophyta; Magnoliopsida; Asterales; Asteraceae.